AAUGGGGCCAACCAGGUUUGGGCCAGCAGCGCUACAGCUGGACAAGUGUGGCUUUUCAAACAGUAUUUAUGAGGAAGAGCAAGUUCCCCAGCACUCACUGAGCUCGUCCAGCCAGUAUUGCUUUUCUCGCUCGUUCCACACUCAAAGCGUCAACCUAUGCAGCGUGUCCAAAGCCACGGUGCCCAUCAUCACUGCGGAUGGGUUUGAUCUGGCCUCUGUUGUCUACUCAACUCAGAGAGCCAUAAUGUAUCAGUGUGUCAGUGAAGUACAAAGCGACUGCGCUCAUUCAGCUGACCUUUCCCAAGCAGCCAGCGCUUCCUCUUCAUUAGCAUCCCUCACACCUCCCUUCUCCUCUAACUCCUGCUGUAUCGGACCAGAACUGUCAGGCUCUCAAUCGAUCUCAUGUUCUACUGCGAUCCAAGACAUUCUGGACGAUGCACCACAACAGGAAGCGUGCCCGUUUCCCAAGAACCUGAAGCAAGAACCUGGAGGAACGUCUGAAGCUUGCAGUUUACGCUGUGAGAACAAGGAUGUGCUUUUUCAUCUCUUGUAUGGACAGAGCUAUCUCUGCACCAGCCCGAACACAGCCAAUGAGCUAAAAGCCCACGAAAGUCCAGCGGCACCGUCUGAAGACCUUCACGCCAAGCUCCACUGCCAGGCGGAUCUGGGUCGGGUACCCGGAGAGAAGGAGGCGAAUUCCUUCUUGGGGAACGAACAGCCGUGCCAGUGGAUGGACUGCAGAGCGUCGUACGAGCAGAAGGAGGAGCUGGUGAGACACAUCGAGAAGGUUCAUGUCGACCAGCGGAAAGGAGAAGAUUUCACCUGUUUCUGGGCCGGCUGUGUUCGCCGCUGCAAGCCUUUCAACGCCCGCUACAAACUGCUCAUCCACAUGAGGGUCCACUCCGGAGAGAAGCCCAACAGGUGCAUGUUCGAAGGCUGCAGUAAGGCUUUCUCUCGGCUGGAGAACCUGAAGAUCCACCUGCGGAGCCACACGGGCGAGAAGCCGUACGUGUGUCAGUAUCGCGGCUGCCUGAAAGCCUUCAGUAACUCCAGCGACCGCGCGAAACACCAGAGGACCCACCUGGACACGAAGCCAUAUGCCUGUCAGCUCCCGGGCUGCACCAAACGCUACACGGACCCCAGCUCCCUACGCAAGCAUGUGAAGGGCCACUCCACCAAAACCCGACAUUCACAGGACCAGCAGCAGCUUUGUUUGGAGGCAGAGUCGGAAGGCAUGGAGGAUCGACUGACCACUGGCGCUGUCCAUUCACUACAUGCAUCUGGUCAGAUGGAGCCCUGUUCUCUCUAUGAGCUUCAGCAAAGCAGCUUGACUGCAGUGUUGUCGGAGAACAGGACGGUGUGCAGCAGAAGUCCAGCAGUGUCCGGCAGCACAGCGCUGCUCCAGACAUCCAGGAACAGCAGCACGGAGCUCAGCUUCCCCCAAAACCUGCCGGACCCUCUACAUAACAACAAAAUCGCUCAGAACAGACUGACCUGUCCACUCUUGUAUGGAAGCAGUUCGACCAGCCGUCCAGAAGAUCAGCAACCAGCCAAAGAAACGUCCUUCAGCAGCUCAGCUCAGAAACCGGACCUGCUUCACCACGAGCACCCUGUACUCCAGCACUCUUUCCACAGCUUUCCUGCACCUCCAGAGCAGAGUUACGCUGAGAGAGGAGAAGAUCUGCACAGCUGUGAGCUGAACGGAUACACCUUCAUCCCCAACUUCACUCCAGCUGCAGACUUCAGUUCGAGUCCUGACCCUCAGACAGUCAGUGGGCACCUCUCCAGCUGUCCUGAUGAAGGCCUCCUGCUGCAGAUGGGUGUAUAUGACCGCUGUGUGGGUCAGAUCUGCUCUCUGUACGCUGAGACGUGAUGCCAGCCUUGAGCCCUGUUGUCAUGGUGGACAUACAACAACCAGCUAGAGGUCAACAUCUUCAGAACCAUUUCUGGACUUUUGGAUUUUCAUUCAUAUUUAAUUUCAUGGAAGUUCAUUCUGGACGAAAGUCACAGCUGCAGAGAUUAUGUAGCAAUAUUAAAGACCACAGCGGUCACUGCAGCUCUUCAGCUGCGGACAGUGUUUACAGUAAAAGGGCUACGUGCUUUCACUGCGUUCUGUUAUAUGAUAAGAGCUCUACUGGAUCAGACGGCUCUCCUUCUUUAAAUAAAACCCCUUCAAAAAGGAGAAGCCAGUUUUCAGUCCUAGUCUCGCUGAUAAAGCCAUUAUGUGUACAAUGUCACCAUCUAGUGGUCAGUUUGAGCACUACAGACAUCUGUGUUUUAUAAAUAAAAUACCUUUUUAUAUUUUACAU
This is a messenger RNA of Colossoma macropomum (tambaqui), 2309 nucleotides long. It is a transcript of the gene glis1a, whose product is annotated as zinc finger protein GLIS1. Gene Ontology annotation, molecular function: RNA polymerase II cis-regulatory region sequence-specific DNA binding; DNA-binding transcription factor activity, RNA polymerase II-specific. Gene Ontology annotation, biological process: regulation of transcription by RNA polymerase II. Bases 2 to 1873 code for a protein of 623 amino acids. Gene Ontology annotation, cellular component: nucleus. The record is from RefSeq and is a predicted model, not a curated record. Lineage: Eukaryota; Metazoa; Chordata; Actinopteri; Characiformes; Serrasalmidae. The transcript has 8 exons.